ACUACUACAUAUUAAAAAAACUUCCAGGUCCCCCUUCAGCGAAUUUCAUAAUCGGAAACAUGAACUACCUUCAAGCUACUCCAGAAAUCAUGUUCCACCGACUUAGAGAAGCCUUCAGACAUUUCUACCCAAUUUACAAACUGUACGCUUUCCAUAAAAUCUCAGCUAACAUUCUCAGUCCGGAAGACUGCGAACUAAUCAUGUGCAACCCAAUCCACAACCGAAAGGGACAAGUUUACGACUUGAUCCGAUGGUGGUUGAAAGACGGUCUUCUCACCAGCGAAGGCCCCAAGUGGCAAGCCCGCCGCAAAAUCCUCACCCCGGCUUUCCAUUUCAGUAUCUUACAACAAUUCGUCCAAAUUUUCAACGAAGAAGGCGAAAAGUUAGUCGAGGUGUUAAAACACGAGUGUGCCAAGUCGUACGUUAACGUGACCCCGCACAUCACGCAGUUCACCCUAAAAACGAUCGUUGAAACCGCAAUGGGUACUAAAUUGCAAUUUCAAACCCAAGAAGAGAAAAAUUACAAGCAAGCCGUGUACGACAUCGGGCAAAUUCUUAUCUACAGAAUCAAGCACCCGUGGUUCAUUUACCCAAUUUUAAACUACUUCAGCCCGUGGUACUUCCAAGAACGCAAAGUCACCAACACGUUGCACAAAUUUUCGCGAGAUGUGAUACGCGAUCGGGAAAAGAGUUUCAGCGAUAUUGAGGUACCGAAAGACGAUGUGUACAAAGGUAAGAAGCGUCUAGCGAUGUUGGAUUUGUUGCUUUCGGCCAAAAUGGAAAGGUUGAUCGAUGAUGAAGGAGUCCAGGAGGAAGUGGACACUUUUAUGUUUGAGGGUCACGACACUACUGCUGUCGCUCUAGGUUUCCUUUUGAUGCUGAUAGCGUGCCAUCAAGACAUCCAGGAGCAAAUCGUCCAAGAAAUGUGUGACGUUUUUGGUGAUUUGAAAACAAGACCGACGUAUUCCGAUUUACAAAGUUUGAAGUAUAUGGAACGGUGUAUUAAAGAAAGUCUCAGGUUGUACCCUAGUGUCCAUUUUAUCACUAGGACUUUAGGACAGGAUGUGAGGACGCGUAGUGGAUAUUUGCUACCUAAAGACACUAUUGCUGUUAUACAUAUCUACGAUGUUCAUCAUAACCCGGAUAUUUAUCCUGAUCCUGAGAAAUUCGAUCCUGAUCGUUUCCUUCCAGAUAAUAGUCAAAACAGACAUCCUUUUGCGUUUCUGCCUUUUAGUGCAGGCCCUAGGAACUGUAUUGGCCAAAGGUUCGCCAUGUUGGAACUAAAGUCUGCAUUGUGCGCCAUUUUGGGGAACUUUGUUCUAGAGGCUGUGGACACUCCAGAAACUAUAGUAGUGGUGGUUGAUAUAGUCCUUAGGACGAAAGAAGGAAUCAAGAUUAGGCUUGUUCCUAGGACCUAAUCAACAAAUCAAUCACUGGUGUUAUCAGGGUGAUUGUUGUCACCUCUGAUUAAUAAACGAAUGUCAUGUAGUGUUUACACUCUCCAUAAUAAACAAAUA
Molecule: messenger RNA, 1517 nt
Organism: Zophobas morio
Lineage: Eukaryota; Metazoa; Arthropoda; Insecta; Coleoptera; Tenebrionidae
Product: cytochrome P450 4c3-like
Exons: 4
Coding region: 60-1418 (452 amino acids)
Molecular function (GO): monooxygenase activity; oxidoreductase activity, acting on paired donors, with incorporation or reduction of molecular oxygen; iron ion binding
Source: RefSeq, a predicted model, not a curated record